Molecule: messenger RNA, 1554 nt
Organism: Phycomyces blakesleeanus NRRL 1555(-)
Lineage: Eukaryota; Fungi; Mucoromycota; Mucoromycetes; Mucorales; Phycomycetaceae
Exons: 2
Coding region: 1-1554 (517 amino acids)
Cellular component (GO): plasma membrane
Source: RefSeq, a predicted model, not a curated record
AUGCAGUCAUCAAAGGCAGAAAUGUCUUCCAAGCAAUCUCCUAGCUACCAAGGCGGUUCAACUCAAUCUGAAAAACCAACGCCCACAUCCACACCUACUUUAUCUCCCCGUCGUGUGCUGUCAUGGCUGAUGUGGUGGAAUUCAGAAGAAUGGUGGCCUUGUUGGAUCGGUCUGAUCUUCUUUGGAUGCGUAGUGAGUGCUGUAAAGCAUGACAUACCUGAACCAAAGUUUUUACCCUGGUCAACAAAUCCAUUUUUAACGUUUGCCACCGUGGGAAAUUACGGGCUACUGGUUUUAUUCUUCGCGGUUGGACUAAUUGUCUGGCUGGCAAUGGCAGCUACAAAUGCAAAAAACUGGCGUCUUUAUCCAAUUGGAUAUUUAGUUGUAUUUUUUGUAUCCCUAAUCAGCAAGAUGUUAGCCAGCAAUGUGACCCUGCACAAGGCUAGUAUUGGCGAUUCCAUAUGGGCUAUUAUUAUCGGCUGUAUUCUUCGCAAUUUGUUGAGUAUCAACAAAGUCUCGAUCGCACUCCCGCAUUGGCUCAAGGUUGCCCAACAGACCGAAUUCUACAUUGCCACCAGUCUUGUCUUGCUGUGUAUCGACAUCAGUGUUCUCAGACCGCUCGCUCCUCGCGCUUUGUUUGUCAGCUGGAUCGACACUCCUCUUCUGUUCAUGGUCCUGGCUUUUAUCGGCUGGCGUUUCCUUCGUAUCGAUCUCCAGACCGCGAUCAUCAUGUCCGGCGCAACGUUUAUUUGCGGCUCGUCGGCUGCAAUUGCACUUGGCGCAAGUAUGGGAUCACCCCAGAAGACUGAACUCCCGAUAGCAAUCAUCUCAAUCUUCACAAUCCCGAGCAUCAUUGCCCUACCUUAUGUCGCCAAAGACUUGGGAUUCUCGGCUACGGUGAGCGGGGCCUGGUUCGGUGGCUGUGUUGAUUCGACAGGUGCAGUAUUGGCAUCUGCUAGUAUCUAUGGCGACAAGGAAGCAGUCGACACAUCGGCUGUAGUCAAGAUGAUGCAGAAUGUCUUGAUUGGACCUUUGUCUGUCCUCAUGGCCUGGGCCUGGUCUCAUCAUGAAUUGCGCAUGGCAUACAGAGCCAAUGAAGAGGAAAUGAUGCACGCAAUAACUGACACUGCUAGCAACGAGUCAACAAUCGACAACACAGACGGACCACAUGGACCGCAUGAACCAGAGAAUGAGGGAUGUGCAACUAUCCCUCAGCCUAGAAUGGCACCUAUUGCGCGCCGAGACAAGGCAUGGGUUCUUCUCUGGAAACGUUUUCCAAAGUUUGUUCUUGGUUUUAUUCUGACUGCAAUCCUCUUUAACACCACUGUCGAUGGAGACCCACAGCUCCGUUCGAAUGUCAACACAUUUUGCUUUUAUGUUUCUGAGUGGUUCUCGACAUUGUCGUUCGUUAGCAUCGGCUUGGGACUCCAUUUGGACGAUGUGCGCCAGAACAUUCGCAAUCUCGGCAAACUUUGUACCCUGUACAUUAUGGCACAGAUGGUGGAUAUUGUUGUGACAGGAGUUCUGGCAUGGACAGCAUUUACUUAUCUCUAG